This is a messenger RNA of Verticillium dahliae VdLs.17, 2505 nucleotides long. Its product is annotated as interferon-induced GTP-binding protein Mx. Gene Ontology annotation, molecular function: GTP binding; microtubule binding; GTPase activity. Lineage: Eukaryota; Fungi; Ascomycota; Sordariomycetes; Glomerellales; Plectosphaerellaceae. The record is from RefSeq and is a predicted model, not a curated record. The coding region runs from base 1 to 2505 and encodes 834 amino acids. Gene Ontology annotation, cellular component: microtubule; membrane; cytoplasm. The transcript has a single exon.
AUGGCGCCGUCCAUCGAUUCGGCCCUGGGCACGGCCGACAUGGCCAACGAGCAGAGGGGCCUUCUCGAGCUCAUCGACAAGCUUCAGUUCGCCCAGCUUGACAAUGUCAAGCUGCCGCAAAUCGUCGUUGUGGGCGAUCAGUCUGCAGGCAAGAGUUCUGUUCUCGAAGCCAUCACCGGCACCCCAUUUCCUCGCGAUGCCGGCGCUUGCACACGAUUCGCAACCGAGAUUCGUAUGAGGCGAUCAAACGAGCCGUCACUCACUGUCUCCAUUAUCCCGGAUAAGCAUCGCAAUUUUCGCGACCAGGAGCGUCUGAAGCAAUUCGGCGGCAUGGUCGACCACGACAUGCCCUUUGACGCAUUGAUGCGGUCUGCCGUCGAUCUCAUCGCUCCCAAGAACAUUCCCGGCAGGUUUGCCGCCCGCGACAUCUUGGUCGUCGAGAAGCGUGGUCCUGACAUGCCUCUGCUCACUCUUGUUGACUUGCCGGGCCUUGUUCGGAAUGCCAACAACGACCAAUCGCUCGAUGACAUCAAGACGAUCGACACCCUCUGCGACCGCUACAUGAAGAGCUCUCGCACCAUUAUCCUCGCCGUCGUUGGAGGCAACAGCGACUAUGUGCAAGCACCCAUCCUCACAAAAGCCCGCCAGUUCGACCCCAGUGGUUCCCGCACCAUUGGUGUCUUGACGAAGCCCGAUCUUUGCGAGUCGAUCGGCCUCGAAGACAAGUUUAUCGAUCUCGUCCAGAACAGAGACCAGGCCAAUUUCUUCAAGCUCGGCUGGUAUGUCUUGCUGAACCCUGGACCUCGCGACCAAGGCCAGCCCUGGCCUACUGCUCGCGAGCGUCAGGAGCGCGAGCAAGAAUUCUUCGGCCGCGGCAAGUGGCGCGCCCUGCCAGAGUCCAUGUGCGGUGUGCCGGCGCUGAAGCAGAAGCUCAGCGUCCAGCUGCAACGUCACAUCGGCCGCCACGUCAAGACGCUCAGGAAACAGAUCCAGACGGCGCUGGAUACUUGCGACACGGAGCUCAAGUCCAUGGGCGAAGGCAAGGACACGGUCCCCGAGAUGCGGGUCGAGCUUGUGGAAGUCUUCUCGUCUUCCAAGGAGCUCGUCAUUCCCGCCGUCUACGGUUUCUACAAGAACCCUCCUCGCAAGAACUUCUUCCGCGCCACGGCCGACCCUCGAGGCACGCCCGCCCAAAACCUUCGCGCCCGCGCCAUUGAAGAGAACGAGAAGUUUUCGCAUCGCAUUCGCCAGAACGGCCGCAAGUUUGGCUUUGCCUCGUCGACCGACCCCCGUGCGCCCAACGCUGUGCCCCUCGGCGACAGCGGCAAGAAGGAGUUUGUCGCGCACGAGGUCGAGAUGCUCCUGCGCCAGAUUCGCGGUUCGGAAUUCCCCAUGGACCCCAAGCCUCGUGCCGUCUACAUGCUCUUCCAGAGCUACUCGGAGAACUGGCCCAAGCUGGCCCAGGAGCACAAGGACAACCUUGGAGUCGUCUGCAAUGAGUUUCUCAGUGAGGUGAUUGACUUUGCCUGGCCGCAGCGCAUGAGGGAGCCGCUUCGCGCGCAGUUCCUCGAUCCUCAGAUGAGGGCCCUCAUGGCCAGCGCCCAGGAGGAGCUCGAGCGACUUACACAAGACAUGAACCUUGAGAUUCAGCCCUAUGAUCCCGAGUACGAAGAGCGCCUGCGCAAGUGGCACGUCGAGACGACAAAGGACGGCGGCACCUAUAACGAGGCGCAGGAGGUUUUGGAGAAGAUGUUGAUCUUCUACGAGCUUGCCGCCAAGACUUUCAUCCGCAACACCAUCACACAAGUCAUUGAGCGUCACCUGCUGCAGGGCAUGUAUGGUAUCUUCAACUCGGUCGCCAUCAUGGGUAUGGCGGAUGACGGCGUCGAGGCCAUCGCAGCUGAAAACAAGGAAACGCGCGACAAGAGGAUGGCGCUCAAGACACAGAAGAACGCCAUUGAGGAGGCUAGAGACAUUUGCGCCAGCCUCGCCAUGCGCAAGGAGUUGCGGGCCUAUGCUGAUGAAGAUCGCGACAUCGAGGAAACCUCCGACGAGGACGACGAGUCGCGUCCCCAGGAACGCCCCCAACAGCACCCACGACAAGCCACCGCGCCCUCAAACACCCAGCCUCCCCCUCCCAGGACAUCGGCCGAAGCUCAUCGCCCAGCGCGCAAGCCCACGGCACCCCAGGCUGACGCCGCCGUGAACGGCAACUACACCCAUGCGUCGAAUGGCGCGCCCCAGGGCCUGCCCACGCCCCGCGUCGAGGCACCUCGCAUCCAGAGCUCGGGCGAUUGGCACGGCGAGGAGCAGCCGGUGCGGUCGGUGCCGCAUCAUGCCCCGCCCCCGCCGCCGCGGCCCGAGAAGCUGCGGACGGAGGACCAGUACGGGGUCAGCCCUGUGGAGAACGGCUACGGGUCGUACGUCGGCGAGACGGAGUAUCCCCCUUCGGCGUCGCGGGACUCGAGGCGCGUGUCGGCGAAGAAGCUGUUCGGCAGGUCGUGA